AAGGUUACAUUUUUGAUAACCGAAGCUUUCUCCAUUAAAGUAAUUGACCGAUCACUUUGUCUUUGUGUAUAAUUCUAACGUGAUGAAUAAGUAGCAUUUACUGCCACAACACUAGGAAAACAACGUAGUAUAAGUUAUAUAACAAUAAUUAAUGGAGGUCAGCAGUGUAAAAUCUUAGUUUCUGCAAAAUAUCUCAUCUUAAGAGCUGCUUAAGCCCGUAAUAUUUUAAGUUAAGAUAGGGUAAUUAUUUAUAAUUAUAUAUAAAUACAGGGUUUAUUCAUACAACUAUAAUAAGUAAAUUAAUUUUCAUUUUUAAUACCAUUCGUUGUUAUAUUAUUUGUACAUAAGCCAUAAUCACCAUGAAACAAGUUACUUUCUCUUCUGCUGAAGAUGCUUCCAAUUAUUUGGCUGAACAUAUUAUUCAAAAGAUUAACAAAUUCAAUCCAACUGCUACUAAACCAUUUGUUCUUGGUUUACCAACAGGAUCAUCUCCAGAAGGUAUAUACGCUAAAUUAAUUAUUGCUAACAAGCAAGGAAGAAUUACUUUUAAAAAUGUCGUGACAUUCAAUAUGGAUGAAUAUCUUGGUUUACCUCCAACUAAUGAUCAAUCAUACCAUUAUUUUAUGUAUAAUAAAUUUUUCAAUCACAUUGAUAUACCAAGACAAAAUAUAAAUAUUUUAAAUGGUUUAGCUAAAGAUAUUGAACAAGAAUGUAAAAAUUAUGAAGCUAAAAUCAAGAGAUUUGGGAAAAUUCAUUUAUUUUUAGGUGGAUUAGGCCCUGAGGGUCAUUUGGCAUUUAAUGAAGCUGGAUCUUCCCGUCGUUCGAUUACCAGAAAAGUAACUUUAGUUGAAUCUACCAUUAAAGCUAAUUCAAGAUUUUUUGAUAAUGAUUCCUCAAAAGUUCCAAGAUAUGCAUUAAGUGUUGGUAUUUCAACUAUUUUAGACAAUUCAGAAGAAGUUGCUAUAAUUGUAUUGGGAGAAAAUAAAAAAUUUGCUUUAGAUAAGACUAUUAAUGGAAAGAAGAACGAUCCAAGAUUCCCAUCGAGUUAUUUACAAGAUCAUGAUAAUGUUUUAAUUGUUUGCGAUAACGCUGCUGCUGGUUUAAAAAGUAAGUUGUAAAUAUACUCUUUUCAUUCAAUACUAUGUAUUUCUUUAGUAUAGCUGUUCAUAGAUUUUUAUUUAAUGUUAAAGAAUGGUAUGUUUAAAUCAAAAUUCAAUUAC
Molecule: messenger RNA, 1220 nt
Organism: Scheffersomyces amazonensis
Lineage: Eukaryota; Fungi; Ascomycota; Pichiomycetes; Serinales; Debaryomycetaceae
Gene: NAG1
Product: Nag1p
Exons: 1
Coding region: 360-1118 (252 amino acids)
Biological process (GO): N-acetylglucosamine catabolic process; D-glucosamine catabolic process; carbohydrate metabolic process
Cellular component (GO): cytoplasm
Molecular function (GO): identical protein binding; glucosamine-6-phosphate deaminase activity
Source: RefSeq, a predicted model, not a curated record